This is a messenger RNA of Dioszegia hungarica, 930 nucleotides long. RefSeq lists its product as uncharacterized. Lineage: Eukaryota; Fungi; Basidiomycota; Tremellomycetes; Tremellales; Bulleribasidiaceae. The record is from RefSeq and is a predicted model, not a curated record. The coding region runs from base 1 to 930 and encodes 309 amino acids. The transcript has 3 exons.
AUGCCCCCUCAGCACCCUCGACCCCCUCACCACCCAGGUCAGCAACGGAGACCCGCCAAUAACGCGCCAGUCCCAGCGCUCGACCCUCAUGAUCCCACGCACGUCCCCUAUGUCCCCGCUCCGCCUUCCAUGAACGUACCGACACCACCACCCAUGCGCCUAGGCUUCGACGAUCCACCAUCAGCCACAGUUACGAAUUUACCACGUCUCCUACCCACCCUGCGCUGGAACAGCGGGUCCGGUACACGUGACGCGGCUCCAGCUCCUCCGUCAAGUGCGUUCGAGCUCGUCUCGGCUUCUACGGACAAUACUACGCUUCCUCUUCUUCGCUGGUCCGACCAGGCUCGCCCGGGACCCGUUUCGGCGUCAGUCGCAGCGGCCGCCCCGGCGUCAGCGCCCACGAGUGGUAGCCGUCCAUCACGCCCACUUCCGGCCUCUUUGCCGGCUCGACCUGCAGGGGCAGUGCCACCUCGAUCGGAGGCAGCUAUACGCGGCGUGACUCCAUUACCUGCAGAGGCUGCACCACAUCGCAUAUCCGCUCAAUCUCCUUUGCAGCCCAGCGUCAAGACCGAGUCUGCGGUAUCGGCGGUCAAUGUCGGGAGUAGCAGCAGAAGAGUCGAAAGGGAUGAUAGUGGGGUGAGGGGUAAAGAUCGAUCAGAUGAGAUGUCGGCUUCGGCGGAGAGGAAACAGUCAGUGGUGGCUAGGGGUCGUGUGAGCCAAGAGGACAAGGGGAGCGAUCGUGGGGUUGGGGCAAAGUCAGAAGAUCACCCUGACAAGGACAAGACCCGCACGGCCGCGUCAUCCCAGCCCGCCCAAGCAUCAGCCAAACCUCCCACUCCAGAUGACGGCGUCGCGGACGAUACGCGUACCGAGAUCGACCCAACCGAGAUCUGGCCGCCGCCCGAGUCCGCCCAGUCUAGCAUUGCUUGA